UUAGCGCUGUAUCCCUCAGCCAUUUUUUGUUGUCACUAGCAAGCUGUGUAGAAGUGACGCUUAUUUCUUCAUCUCAGAUCUUAUUUUCACGUAUUUAAUCCAGCCGCCUCGCAAGGGAACUGGCAUUUUAUAUUUUUACGCAGACCUUGCAAACAUGUCUGACUUCAUCGAGAGCGAGGCUGAGGAGUCAGAGGAGGAGUUUGAGGAAAAGGAUCUGAAGCCCAAGAAGACACAAAGAUUUAUGGAAGAUGAUGAAGAGGAAGAAGAAGAGAAUACUGAAGACCAGGACGAACACGGUAACCUGAGAGGACUUAUAGAUGAUGGUGAUGUGGAAGAAGAGGAGGAAGGAGGGAGAGAACAGCAAAGUGGGCGAGAGGCAAGUGACUCUGAUGAAGAGGUCCGCCAUCGCCGCAGGAAACGGAGUUAUGAUGACUAUCUGGACGAUGAUGAUCUGGACCUUAUCGAGGAGAAUCUGGGAGUUAAAGUCAAGAGGAGGAAAAAGAAAUACUCGCGUGUGAAAACCAUGGAUGAUGAGGGGGAAGAUGAUGAGAAGGACAUGAUCGCUGAUGAGAUCUUCACUGGGGAUGGAGACGGAGAUGGAGAGUUGGAGGACGGAGAGGCUGUGAGCACACGACCUCCAGGGGAUGAUGAAGAGGAGGAAGAUGAUGAGGAAUCAGAUAUAGACGAUUUCAUUGUGGAUGAUGAUGGACAGCCCAUCACAAAAAAGAAGGGAAAGAAAUAUUCUGGCUACACUGAUGCUGCCUUGCAAGAAGCUCAAGAGAUUUUUGGCGGUGACUUUGACUUUGCUGAGUUUGACACUGAGGCGUACGACCAUGCUGAAGAAGAAGAGGAGGAUCAGGAUGAUGAGUCAUGGGAUCGGCCGAAGAAACAGACCAAGAGGAGAGUCGGCCGUCGUAGCAUCUUUGAGAUCUAUGAGCCCAGUGAGCUAGAGAGCAGCCAUAUGACGGAUCAGGACAAUGAGAUCCGCUCCACAGACAUGCCGGAGAGAUUCCAGUUGAGGGCCAUUCCUGUGAAACCCGCCGAGGAUGACGAGCUGGAGGAGGAAGCUGAAUGGAUCUACAGGAAUGCAUUUUCCACACCGACCAUCUCCAUGCAGGAAAGCACAGACUAUCUGGAUCGUGGAACAACCACUAAUUUCAGCAGGAAGGGCCCCAGCACCAUUGCUAAAAUCAAAGAGGCCCUGAAUUUCAUGAGGAACCAGCACUUCGAGGUUCCCUUCAUUGCAUUCUACAGGAAGGAGUAUGUGGAACCGGAGUUAAACAUCAAUGAUCUGUGGAAGGUGUGGCAGUGGGAUGAGAAGUGGACCCAGCUGAAGACCAGGAAGCAGAAUCUGACACGUCUUUUUCAGCGAAUGCAAUCCUAUCAGUUUGAGCAGAUCUCGGCUGACCCAGACAAACCGCUGUCUGACGCGACGCGUCCUCUAGAUACUGGUGAUAUGGAGAGACUCAAAGAUGUUCAGGCUCUUGAUGAGCUGGGCGAUGUAUACAACCACUUCCUGCUCUACUAUGGUCGGGACAUUCCUAAGAUGCAGAAUGCAGUGAAAUCAAGCAAAAAGAAGCUGAAGAAGAUCAAGGAAGUGUCAGAGGAAGAUGGUGAGGAGGUGGAGGUAGAAGAGGAGGAAGAGGAGGAGGAGCAAAAGGGACCGGAUCUGAAACAAGCCUCCAGAAGGGAUAUGUACAGCAUCUGCCAGAGCGCUGGCCUUGACGGUCUUGCCAAAAAGUUUGGUCUGUCACCAGAGCAGUUUGGAGAGAAUUUGCGAGACAGUUAUCAGAGGCACGAAACGGAGCAGUUCCCUGCAGAGCCUCUGGAGCUGGCCAAGGACUAUGUGUGCAGCCAGUUUAACACUCCUGAGGCUGUUCUGGAAGGAGCUCGCUACAUGGUUGCCAUGCAGAUUGCCCGUGAACCUUUGGUCAGGCACGUGCUCAGACAAACCUUCCAGGAGAGAGCCAAGAUUAACAUUAAGCCAACUAAGAAGGGCAAGAAGGACGUAGAUGAAGCACACUAUGCCUAUUCCUUCAAGUACCUGAAGAACAAGCCUGUGAAAGAGCUCAGCGGAGAUCAGUUCUUAAAGAUGUGCCUGGUUGAGGAUGAAGGCCUGCUCACCAUAGACAUCUGCAUUGACCUUUUGGGAGUCAAAGGGUUUGGAGAUCAGACUUACUUUGAUGAGAUCAAGCAGUUCUACUACCGAGAUGAGUUCAGUCAUCAAGUGCAGGAGUGGAAUAAGCAGAGAACGCUGGCCAUUGAACGCGCCCUGCAACAGUUCCUGUAUCCUCAGAUGGCCAAAGAGCUGAAGAACAAACUCAUCGCUGAAGCAAAGGAGAAUAUUGUUAAGUCAUGCUGCAAGAAGCUGUAUAACUGGCUGAAGGUGGCGCCAUACCGGCCUGAUCAACAGGUGGAGGAGGAUGAUGAUUUAAUGGACGAGUCACAGGGAAAGGGCAUCCGUGUGCUGGGGGUGGCUUUUGCUUCCGGCCGAGACACACCAGUAUUCUGUUCCCUCAUUAACGGUGAAGGAGAGGUCGUAGAUUUCCUCAGGCUUCCUUAUUUCUUAAAGAGGAGAAAUGCUUGGAGAGAGGAUGAAAGAGAAAAGAAACUUCAAGACAUUGAAAACCUCAAGAAGUUCCUCCUUAGCAAGAAGCCACAUGUCGUCGCUGUUGCCGGGGAAAAUCGUGAUGCUCAGAUGGUGAUGGAAGACAUCAAGCGUACCAUCAGUGAGCUGGAGCAGGACUCUUCUUUGCCCGCAGUGGCAGUAGAGCUGGUGGACAAUGAGCUGGCUGUUCUCUAUAUGAACAGCAAGAGAUCUGAGGCGGACUUCAGAGACUACCCUCCGCUGCUUCGCCAGGCUGUGUCUGUAGGCCGUAAGAUACAGGACCCACUGGUGGAGUUUGCCCAAGUUUGUAGCACCGAUGACGACAUCCUAUGUUUGAAACUACAUCCCCUACAGGAACAUGUGGUGAAAGAAGAGCUGCUGGGGGCUCUCUAUUGCGAGUUUAUAAACCGAGUGAAUGAAGUUGGUGUGGAUGUGAACCGAGCCAUUGCCCACCCAUACACACAGAGUCUGGUCCAGUUCAUCUGUGGUCUUGGAUCAAGAAAAGGCUCACACCUGCUCAAGAUUCUAAAACAGAACAACACUAGAUUAGAGAACCGGACUCAGUUGGUCACCAUGUGCCAUAUGGGACCCAAAGUCUUCAUUAACUGUGCCGGCUUCAUCAAGAUCGACACAGCUUCUCUUGGAGACAGCACUGACUCCUACAUCGAAGUUCUGGACGGUUCUCGAGUGCACCCAGAAACGUACGAGUGGGCACGGAAAAUGGCUGUGGAUGCUCUGGAGUACGAUGAGUCUGCAGAGGAUGCCAACCCAGCUGGAGCUCUGGAGGAGAUUCUGGAAAACCCAGAGAGGCUGAAAGAUUUGGAUCUGGAUGCCUUUGCUGAGGAACUUGAGAGACAGGGUUAUGGUAAUAAGGGAAUCACGCUGUAUGACAUCCGUGCAGAGCUCAGCUGUAGAUAUAAAGAUUUACGAGCUCCAUACAGACCCCCCAACACUGAGGAGGUGUUCAACUUGCUCACUAAAGAGACGCCCGAGAGCUUCUAUAUCGGUAAACUGAUCACCUGUGUUGUGACCGGCAUCGCUCAUAGACGGCCGCAAGGUGAGAGUUACGACCAGGCUAUCCGUAAUGAUGAGACGGGACUAUGGCAGUGUCCUUUCUGCCAGCAGGACAACUUUCCUGAGCUCAGUGAGGUGUGGAAUCACUUUGACAGCGGCUCCUGCCCUGGUCAAGCCAUUGGGGUGAGAACAAGGUUAGACAACGCUGUCAUGGGCUUUAUUCCAACGAAGUUUCUCAGCGACAAGGUAGUCAAGCAUCCAGAAGAGAGGGUCAAGGUUGGCAUGACCGUGCACUGCCGCAUCAUGAAGAUUGACAUCGAGAAGUUCAACGUGGACCUCACUUGCAGGACAUCUGACCUGAGCGACAAGAACAACGAGUGGAAGCUUCCUAAAGACACCUACUAUGACUUUGAUGCCGAGACGGAUGAUGUUAAACAAGAAGAGGAACACAAGAAGAAACUACAGAGAACCACUUACAUCAAACGUGUGAUCGCCCACCCGUCGUUCCACAACAUCAACUUCAAACAAGCAGAGAAGAUGAUGGAAUCCAUGGACCAGGGUGACGUGGUGAUUCGACCCAGCAGUAAGGGAGAGAACCACCUGACAGUCACGUGGAAGGUGGCUGAUGGGAUCUAUCAGCAUGUGGACGUGCGCGAGGAAGGAAAAGAGAACGCCUUUAGUCUUGGACAUACGCUCUGGAUCAACAAUGAGGAAUUUGAAGAUCUAGAUGAAAUCACAGCCAGAUAUGUUCAGCCCAUGGCUGCGUUUGCACGAGAUCUGCUCAGUCACAAGUACUUCCUGGAGUGCAAUGGAGGUGAAAGAAAGAAAAUGGAGGAGCUCCUUGUAAGGAGCAAGAAAGAGAAGCCAACAUUCAUCCCCUACUUUGUUUCAGCUUGUAGAGAUCUGCCAGGCAAAUUUCUGCUGGGUUACCAGCCUAGAGGCAAGCCAAGGAUAGAAUAUGUAACCAUCACACCGGACGGCUUUAGGUAUCGCUCCCAGAUGUUCUCUACAGUCAACAGUCUCUUCCGCUGGUUUAAGGACCACUAUCAGGAUCCUGUGCCGGGCGUCACACCCACCAGCAGCAGAACUCGAACUCCUGCAUCAGUGAAUGCCACACCUGCCAACAUUAACAUUGCAGACCUGACCAGAGCGGUUAAUGCUCUCCCGCGAAACAUGACGUCACAGAUGUUCAACGCAAUCGCAGCGGUGACGGGUCAGGGCCAGAACCCCAACACAACACCGGCCCAGUGGGCCUCCAGUCAGUACGGUUACAGCGGAGGCAGCAGCGGGGGAGGAGGCGGCGGCAGCAGCAGCGCUUAUCACGUGUUUGCAACACCACAGCAACCCAUAGCCACGCCCAUGAUGACACCCAGCUACUCUUAUACUACGCCUGGCCAGCAGCAGGCCAUGGCCACGCCCCAGUAUCCCAGCAGCACCCCACAGUCCUCACAUGGACACCAUCCACAUUCUUCCUCAACUCCUUCAUCAUCUUCAUCUAGAGUCCGGACGCCCAAGUCGAGUUCCCACACAGCUGUGGAUUGGGGCAAGAUGGCCGAACAGUGGCUGCAGGAGAAAGAAGCCGAGCGGCGAAAGCAAAAGACGCCCCGCAUGACGCCCCGCCCUUCACCCAGCCCCAUGAUCGAGAGCACGCCCAUGUCCAUCGCCGGAGACGCCACCCCCCUCUUGGACGAGAUGGACCGAUAGGAGUGGGGACAGAGGUGUCCAGGCAUCUCGUACAAAACCAAUCCAUCCACAUCACCCUCCAUCUUUCACUGUCCGCAUCACUCACUCUCGCUGCUAGAAGUAUUUCUUUUCCAGAACGGCAGUCAUUCAGAGCUACUGAUACAAAGACAAACACUUGAAAUGUGGUGACGACAAACAGAUUUAGGAAAUGGACCUAUAAUAAAAGUUUGUCAUGAGGGUUUUCUUUACUUUUUAAAGUGUGUGCAUGACGCACCUCCUUUUUCGUUUCAGUUUUUUAACUCAGAAAUUUAAGAGGAAAGGCUUAACACGCAUGAGAAGUUGCAUGAUUAUGUCUGGUGUUCAAUUCACCAUGAGAUCAUUAGUUCAGAGCCACACAGGCUUUGCCAAACAACUUUUCUUUUUGUAUCUGACAUAACACUUAAAUAAAACCCUGUUUCAGUAUAAACCGUAACACUGGAAUGUUUCUAAAUCUUGUGUUCUGUUAAACUGGUAUGCAACACCUUAAAGCAAUUUAUUAAUCUGCACAAAUAACAAAGUAUGUGACUAUAUCAGAUUGUUAGAACCAUGUUUUAUUGUGUACUUUGAAGCCCUUGUUGGUACCAGUUUGAGAACUUGUAAAAAUUUUGCUUGAAAAUUUUAAUGAACGAAUGCGUUUGGGUUUUGAAUUCUUUGUUUCGAGCAAUGUUUUUAGGGUUUACCAAGUCCAUUUAUUGAGGAUAUAAAGUUUAAACGUGCAUUCAUCUGACAAACACAAGUUCUUGAAUUUUCAAGGUUAAAAAUCAAACAUUACUUCUCUUUGUGCUUUUGCAAGUAAACUGAACUAUUGGGCUACAAUGUAUUGAAACAUUUGACAAACUUUUAUUAUUUUUUAUAAUAGGAGAUUGUUCAUGGUGCAUGUUGGAAUGUAUCUGCCACAGAGGUGUACACAAAUGCUGUUAAUAACUGUUUUGCAGGACGUUUUCCUUUCCUCGUGUACAAUCCCAUGUAUCGCUCUAGACAAAUUGUUACAUUUAAGCAUAAAGAAAACUUCCAGACUUCUAAUACUGUGACUUUUUUCACACACUAUGUCAAACAUUGAUACAUUAUUAAUGGAAAUGACCCACAAGACCCUUAUGAUCUAGAUUUUUUUUCGCCAGUUAGUGAAUCUUGCAUAUAGUGGUGUCGAGUUUUCGGAAGACUUUCUGACCUGAACAUGUGUUCCUUUAACACAGAGGCUGAUGAGCUUAAAGUAUCAUAUCCAUCUGUUCAUUGUAUUUCAGUGCUGAAAUCCAUUUCAUUUCUCUACUUUGAUAAAGUUAUUCAAAUGAAAACAAAUGAU
This is a messenger RNA of Triplophysa rosa, 6644 nucleotides long. It is a transcript of the gene supt6h, whose product is annotated as SPT6 homolog, histone chaperone and transcription elongation factor. Gene Ontology annotation, cellular component: transcription elongation factor complex. The record is from RefSeq and is a predicted model, not a curated record. Lineage: Eukaryota; Metazoa; Chordata; Actinopteri; Cypriniformes; Nemacheilidae. Gene Ontology annotation, biological process: positive regulation of transcription elongation by RNA polymerase II; mRNA transcription by RNA polymerase II; nucleosome organization. The coding region runs from base 155 to 5326 and encodes 1723 amino acids. Gene Ontology annotation, molecular function: nucleosome binding; histone binding; DNA binding. The transcript is spliced from 37 exons.